This is a messenger RNA of Trichoderma harzianum CBS 226.95, 2523 nucleotides long. RefSeq names its product carbohydrate-binding module family 1 protein. The record is from RefSeq and is a predicted model, not a curated record. The coding region runs from base 1 to 2523 and encodes 840 amino acids. NCBI's taxonomy places the organism in Eukaryota, Fungi, Ascomycota, Sordariomycetes, Hypocreales, Hypocreaceae. The transcript is spliced from 4 exons. Gene Ontology annotation, cellular component: extracellular region. Gene Ontology annotation, molecular function: protein binding; cellulose binding. Gene Ontology annotation, biological process: xyloglucan metabolic process.
AUGAAGUGUCUUCGAGUGCUCGCUCUCUUCCUGGGGGCGGCCAUUCCCGCUCAGGCCGCGUUUACAUGGAAGAAUGUAAAAAUCGGCGGCGGCGGUGGCUUUGUUCCUGGCAUAAUCUUCCAUCCCAAGACCAAGGGCGUGGCCUAUGCCCGAACAGACAUUGGUGGCCUUUAUCGCUUGAACUCCGAUGAUUCUUGGACCCCAAUCACAGAUGGUAUUGCUAAUGAUGCCGGCUGGCACAACUGGGGUAUCGACGCUGUUGCUCUGGAUCCGCAAAAUGAUCAGAAGAUCUAUGCUGCCGUCGGCAUGUAUACCAAUAGCUGGGAUCCCAACAAUGGAGCUAUUAUUCGCUCUUCAGACCGUGGUGCCACCUGGUCUUUUAGCAACUUGACAUUCAAAGUCGGAGGCAAUAUGCCAGGACGUGGCGCAGGGGAGCGGUUAGCCGUAGACCCAGCCAAUUCCAAUAUCAUUUAUUUUGGGGCUCGAUCUGGAAACGGUCUUUGGAAGUCUACUGAUGGCGGCGUUACCUUUUCAAAGGUUACAUCAUUUACGGCGACGGGCACAUACGCGGCAGACCCGACUGAUCCCAACGGUUACAAUAACGACAAACAGGGCCUUAUGUGGGUAACUUUUGACUCAACAAGCAGCACCAGUGGAGGCGCGACUUCUCGCAUCUUUGUUGGCACAGCCGAUAAUAUCACUGCUUCGGUUUACGUGAGCACGAAUGCCGGUUCUACGUGGACAGCGGUUCCCGGACAGCCAGGAACAUAUUUUCCUCACAAAGCCAAGCUCCAGCCUACAGAAAAAGCUUUGUAUCUCACAUACUCUGAUGGCACAGGACCAUAUGAUGGCACGCUCGGGUCAGUAUGGAGGUACGACAUCACUGCUGGGACCUGGAAAUACAUUACCCCAGUUAGCGGAUCAGAUCUCUAUUUCGGUUUUGGUGGUCUCGGUGUCGAUAUUCAAAAGCCAGGGACUCUUGUUGUCGCUUCACUAAACUCCUGGUGGCCAGAUGCCCAAUUGUUCCGUUCCACAGACUCAGGAACGACAUGGAGUCCCAUUUGGCAGUGGGCUAGCUAUCCUUCAAUGACUUAUUAUUAUGGCAUCUCGACUCCAAAAGCCCCAUGGAUUAAGAAUGAUUUCAUUGAUGUAACUAGCGAAUCGCCAUCCGAUGGACUCAUCAAGCGCCUUGGUUGGAUGAUUGAGUCGCUUGAGAUUGACCCGACGGAUAGUAAUCACUGGCUCUAUGGCACCGGUAUGACCAUACUCGGCGGUCAUGAUUUGGUCAGUUGGGACACGAAACACAAUGUGACAAUCCAGUCGCUUGCAGAUGGCAUUGAAGAAUUUGCUAUCCAGGGUCUAGCGUCUGCACCUGGUGGCAGCGAGCUCUUGGUGGCACUUGGAGACGAGAAUGGUUACACAUUUACAAGUCCCAAUAGCCUUGGCACUUCGCCUCAAAACGUCUGGAAUACGCCAACAUGGGCGACGUCGACGAGCGUUGACUUUGCGGGCAACUCGGUCAAGAAUGUUGUCCGCGUUGGCAAUACUGCUGGCACGCAGCAAGUUGCAACUUCAUCGGAUGGCGGCGUGUCAUGGAGCAUUGACUAUGGUGCUGACACUUCUAUGAAUGGCGGCACUGUCGCUUAUUCUGCCAACGCGGAUACGAUUCUCUGGUCAACAGGCUCCUCUGGCGUGAAGCGCUCGCAGUACCAGGGCAGCUUUACUACCGUCUCCAGCUUGCCCGCUACUGCUGUCAUCGCCUCGGAUAAGAAGACCAACACUCUCUUUUAUGCCGGAUACUCAUCCACUUUCUAUGUUAGCAAAGAUACUGGUAGCACUUUUACAUCUGGGCCAAAGUUGGGCAGUGCCACUUCCAUUCGGGACAUUAUUGCUCACCCGACAACUGCGGGCACUGUAUAUGUCUCGACUGAUGUGGGCAUUUUCCAUUCGACUGACUCGGGCACGACCUUUACCCUCAUCUCUACGGCCUUAACAAACGUUUACCAGAUUGCCCUCGGCGUUGGUUCAGACUCAAACUGGAACUUAUACGCCCUCGGCACAGGAUCAGCUGGCGCCCGUCUUUAUGCGAGCGGAGAUAAUGGCGCAACCUGGACUGAUAUUCAAGGCAGUACUCAGGGUUUCGGUGCUAUCGACGGCGUCAAACUCGCUGGUAGCGCCAGCACAGCUGGACAAGUCUACGUAGGCACCAAUGGUCGAGGUGUCUUUUAUGCACAGGGAACGAUUAGCGGUGGUAACGGUGGAAGCUCCUCUUCAUCCAGCGCUUCGAGCAGGUCCAGCACCACCACCUCAAUCCAUACCACACUCUCCUCUUCAACCAUCUCAACUACUCGAACCUCUGUUGUGACUUCGACAACUCGCACUAGCUCGUCAGCCAGCCCUUCAGGCACAGGUCUUGCCCAGCACUACGCUCAGUGUGGAGGUACCGGCUGGACUGGCCCGACGCAGUGUGUUUCGCCAUGGACGUGUCAGAAGCAGAACGACUUUUAUUACCAAUGCGUUUAA